Molecule: messenger RNA, 5657 nt
Organism: Scomber japonicus (chub mackerel)
Lineage: Eukaryota; Metazoa; Chordata; Actinopteri; Scombriformes; Scombridae
Gene: fmnl2a
Product: formin-like 2a
Exons: 26
Coding region: 491-3748 (1085 amino acids)
Biological process (GO): cell migration; regulation of cell shape; cortical actin cytoskeleton organization
Cellular component (GO): cytosol
Molecular function (GO): actin filament binding; small GTPase binding
Source: RefSeq, a predicted model, not a curated record
UGUGAGAGGGAGAGAAACCCCCUCCUCUCCUCCUUAACUAUCCGAUCAGCAACGGAGGGAUUAGUCAAGCCAGGUCCGAUCACUCACUACUAACACACGGGGAGGGGGGGAUUGUAAAGCGUGAAUCAUGCUCGUCGUCAUUACUACCGACUGGGAGUGGAGCCGAAAUUGUGCAAGAUACGGAUAACAGCGAAGGAAGGUCCGUGUGUGGAUCGAGUCAAGUUUCCCAGGUCUCCUCAUUCUACCGUGAAAAUGCCUCACUGGGAGCUCUGCUGCCACCGCUGCUGCUCCGACCCUCACACGCACUUCAUGCUGAAGAAGUGACCUGGAGAAACCUGCAAGGAGCAAAACACCAACAGCGUGCGGGAUAUUUGAGAUUUUUCUUUUUUUCGCCGUGCGGAGAUUUUGUGAAGUGGACGAGUCAGGAAAGGAUCUGGAGGUGGAGGGGGGAGAGUUAUACUUCUUGGUGUGAAAGCGCAGCGGAGGAAACAUGGGGAACGCAGGGAGCAUGGACCAGCACACUGAUUUCAGAGGACAUAACAUGCCUCUAAAACUCCCCAUGCCGGAGCCAGGUGAACUGGAGGAAAGAUUUGCCAUCGUGUUGAACUCGAUGAAUCUUCCUCCAGACAAAGCUCGACUGUUGCGGCAGUACGACAACGAGAAGAAGUGGGAACUCAUCUGCGAUCAGGAGCGAUUCCAAGUGAAAAACCCCCCUCACACGUACCUCCAAAAGUUGAGGAGUUAUCUCGAUCCGGCAGUCACAAGAAAGAAAUUUAGACGGAGAGUUCAGGAAUCCACCCAAGUCCUAAGAGAACUGGAAAUUUCGUUACGGACCAAUCAUAUAGGGUGGGUGAGAGAAUUCUUAAAUGAAGAGAACAAAGGCUUGGACGUGUUGGUGGAGUAUCUGUCUUUUGCACAGUAUGCCGUCACGUUUGAUGGAGACUGUGUGGAGAACAACCCAGACGCUAUGAUGGAUAAGUCAAAGCCCUGGAGCCGCUCUAUAGAAGACCUACACGGUGGGAGCACCCUGCCGUCUCCCAUCACCGGGAACAGCAUUACACGAGCCGGGCGACACUCCACGUUACGUUGUAACACACUGCCCAGCCGGAGAACACUGAAAAACUCCAGACUGAUCUGUAAGAAAGAUGAUGUUCACGUCUGCAUCAUGUGCCUACGCGCUAUCAUGAACUACCAGUAUGGCUUCAACAUGGUCAUGUCGCAUCCACACGCUGUGAAUGAAAUUGCACUAAGUCUCAACAAUAAAAACCCAAGAACUAAAGCUCUGGUCUUGGAGCUCCUGGCGGCGGUUUGUCUCGUGAGAGGAGGCCACGAAAUUAUUCUCUCUGCGUUCGACAACUUUAAGGAGGUAUGUGUGGAGGAACAGCGGUUUGAGAGACUAAUGGAGUAUUUCAAGAAUGAGGACAACAACAUUGACUUCAUGGUGGCAUGUAUGCAGUUCAUCAACAUUGUCGUGCACUCAGUGGAGGACAUGAACUUCAGAGUUCAUUUACAAUAUGACUUCACCAAACUGUGUCUGGAUGACUACUUAGACAAACUAAAACAUACAGAGAGCGAUAAGCUGCAAGUUCAGAUUCAGGCCUACUUAGACAAUGUGUUUGACGUGGGAGCCCUCCUGGAGGAUGCAGAGACCAAAAACGCAGCGCUGGAGCGCGUGGAGGAGCUGGAGGAGAACAUGUCACAUAUGACAGAGAAGCUGCAGGACACAGAGAAUGAGGCCAUGUCCAAGAUCGUGGAGCUGGAGAAGCAGCUGAUGCAAAGGAACAAGGAUCUCGAAUCCAUCAGGGAAGUCUACAAAGAUACCAACUCACAAGUGCACACACUGCGGCAGAAAUUGAAAGAGAAGGAUGAGGCCAUUCAGCGGCAGUGUAAUUUAGAGAAGAAAAUCCAUGAGUUGGAGAAACAGGGAACCAUCAAGAUCCAAAAGAAGGGAGAUGGAGACAUCUCCAUCCUGCCCUCACCACCCUCGGGAGGGGAGGGUUUGCGUGGCGCCAUAAUAGGAGGAAACGGCGCAUCUGUCAGUCCAAACCAUGUGGGAAGUGGAGUGGGCACAUCCACUCAGCCACCACCACCUCCACCCCCUCCACUGCCAGAGAACAGCACACUGCCAAAUGGUCCAUCAUCAAUUAGUCCAGCAGCAGCAGCACCUCCCCCACCUCCACCACCUCCACCUCCACCCCCACCCCCAGGACCAGAGAUGUCAGUCCCUCUGCCCCCUCCGCCGCCUCCUGUAGCCCCCCCACUGCCAGGCUGCGGGACCCCCACAGUCAUCAUGAACUCUGGGUUAGCAGCUGUUAAGAUCAAGAAACCCAUCAAGACAAAGUUCCGUAUGCCCGUCUUUAACUGGGUAGCCCUGAAACCCAAUCAGAUCAACGGGACUGUCUUCAAUGAGAUCGAUGAUGAGCGGAUACUAGAGGACCUGAAUGUGGAUGAAUUUGAGGAAAUGUUUAAGACGAAAGCUCAGGGCCAACCGAUUGACCUCACUAUGAGCAAGCAGAAGGUCAUCCAGAAGGGACCCAACAAGGUGACGCUGCUGGACUCCAACAGAGCGAAGAACCUGGCCAUCACACUGAGGAAAGUGGGCAAGACACCGGAGGAGAUCUGCAAGGCCAUUCAGAUCUUCGACCUGCGGACUCUGCCAGUAGACUUCGUAGAGUGUCUGAUGCGCUUCCAGCCCACAGAGAACGAGAUUAAAGUCCUCCGUCAGUUUGAAAAGGAGCGGAAACCACUGGAAAGCCUGACAGACGAGGACCGCUUCAUGAUGCAGUUUAGUAAGAUUGAGCGGCUCAUGCAGAAAAUGACCAUCAUGGCCUUCAUCGGCAACUUCUGCGAGAGCGUGCAGAUGCUGACACCGCAACUCCAUGCAGUCAUCGCAGCCUCUGUGUCCAUCAAAUCAUCACAGAAACUAAAGAAAAUUCUAGAGAUUAUUUUGGCUCUUGGAAACUACAUGAACAGCAGUAAGAGAGGAGCUGUAUACGGAUUCAAGCUGCAAAGUUUAGAUUUGCUACUUGAUACCAAGUCGACGGACCGCAAGAUAACGCUGUUACACUACAUAGCCAAUGUGGUAAAGGAGAAAUACACACAAGUGUCUUUCUUCUACAAUGAGCUGCACUAUGUGGAGAAAGCUGCAGCAGUGUCGCUGGAGAAUGUCCUGCUGGACGUCAAGGAGCUGCAGAGAGGCAUGGAGCUGACUAAAAGAGAAUAUAGCAUGCACGGCCACAACACCAUGCUGAAAGACUUCAUCACGCACAACGAGAGCAAGCUGAAAAAGCUGCAGGACGAUGCCAAGAUUGCACAGGAUGCUUUCGAUGAGGCAGUGAAGUUCUUCGGGGAGAAUUCCAAAACCACGCCGCCGUCUGUCUUCUUCCCAGUGUUUGUUCGUUUUGUUAAGGCUUACAGGCAAGCGGAAGAGGACAACGAGCAAAAAAAGAGACAGGAGCAGAUUAUGAUGGAGAAACUUCUAGAGCAGGAGGCCAUGAUGGAGCAAGACCAGAAGUCUCCAUCUCAUAAGAACAAGCGGCAGCAGCAAGAGCUGAUCCAGGAGCUCAGGAGGAAACAGGUGAAAGACAGCCGCCAUGUCUACGAAGGCAAAGAUGGAGCGAUUGAGGACAUCAUCACGGAUUUGAGGAAUCAGCCUUACAGGCGAGCAGACGCUGUGCGGAGGAGUGUCAGGAGACGCUUUGAUGAUCAAAACCUGCGGCCGGUGAACAACGGCGAAGUGGUCAUGUGAUGAGGGAACAGUGCAUGUGCUCGGGGAGGGGGGGUGGGGUAGUGAGGAUGUGUAGCAACAAGAGAGAGAGAGAAACAGAAGGUUGGAAGACGAGUGAAGGAUGAUAAGUGAAAGAUGGAUGUAGUGUGUGUAUAUAUACACGUUAUUCCAUAUCUGUGGUAUAGUAGCAGCAGCUUUUCAUUAUGAAGGAUCGGGACAUGUGUGGGACCGAAUUUAAAGAGUCUGAAAGGUUAAAUAAGUAACCUUAGACAAGCAAAGUGCCUGAACUUAUUUUGUUUUUUUAUAUCCCCACUUCAAGCAAUACAACUUGAGCUGGCUUUAAUCUUAAAGAUGUGUAAAACUGGACAUGCAGUGGCCUUAAGAAGCCACGCGAAGAGAUGCUCUUCCUCGGAGACAGGAUGUAGAAUGUAUGGGACAUGUUCCCCAUAGCUGUUACAAACAUUACAUCAUUGGUGUUGUUAAUGAUCUGUUGUAUCUUUGGUACAUUCCAGUACUCAUUUCCAUUCCACAAUACUAUACUAUAUCAGUUUUCACAUCUCAUGAGGUUCCUCCAUUUUGACUAAAAGGGCUGAUGAUCAGGCAUGAAGAAAGCGAUCAGAAAGUGAUUAAAAUUCUAUAUUUGUACUAAAGCGAGUAUAGGGAGGAUGAAGAACGAAUGAAAAAGAUUUUCAACAAAAGACCGUGCUAAUGUGAAUUGUAUAUAUGAGGCCUCUUCAAACUGGUGCAUACUUCCUUCUUUUGCAUCAUUUGUUGCUACAGUUAAAGGGUCACACCUGAUUUUGUAGCUCUUAAUCCAUAGUCGGGUGCAUGCUUACACAAAACAAUUAUUUCCAUUUAAAAUGUUGCAUUUCUGUUGCAACACAGCAACUGUCCAGUUUCUGGGAACAAGUCAAGCCUGUAAAUGACCUAAAGUACAUUUUCUGCCACGUGCAGAGCGUGUAAAGAAAGAUACUGAACCUUACUGGAUGAUCUUCAUGUUCAAAACUGGAAAUAUACGUUAGCAUUUUUAUCUCUGUAAACUAUUUACAGGUUAAUCAUUUUCCCGGCUACUGCGUCUGCGCAUUUAACUGUAAUUUUAAUGUAUAGUAUUUAACCACUGAAAAAGAUUCCAUAAAGCUUCAUCUAAUGGGUCUCCAUGGUUUUUACAGCACAGUUAUUUUAAAAAAACAUGGCAAAAGAAAGUACACAACACACAAAAAAGUUUCCUAACUGUACAGAUAUUUUGCUACAAACCAUGUUUUUUUUUUUUUUUUUUUUACUUAAUUCACAUUACCAGAUGGUUAAUAUUGUACAUAUUGUUUAAACAAAGUUUUCAUUGCCUUGUGCUAUACAACUUGAAUGUUAUUUUAACUUAUAGUUUUUGUUUCCUUUUUUUUUUUGUAUAUUUAAUUAAGCCAAAUGCAGCCAGAAUCUACAGUAGUGUGUUAGGUCAUAAUGUCUUGCAGUCAAGCAGAACUCACCGGAUCAUUGAAUUUGCCAGCGGGUGUGUCACAGGUGUAUCAAAGCCAGCUGCAAAAGCAUGCAACAAGUUCUGAAUCUGAAGUGUUGGUACAUUUAAACUUUCUCUGGUUAUGUCCUGUUUAGACUCUUAAUCAUACACGCUAGUAUCAGUUAGUUUACCUGUGACAAGCUGGUUUUGUUGCUUAGUGAUACACCCAUCUGUAAUUAUCUCCACUGAAGCAUGUGCUCCCAUCCAUCUCAUUUUCUCUCAGCUUCACUGUCUGUAAUAGUGUCAUUUCUCUAACUCUGGAUAAUACUGGCAUGUUUUUUUUUUUUUUUUCGAUCUUCAUCAGAACUGUAUUUUAGGCAGUUUGUGCUUACUACAAAAUAACAAGCUUUUUAAAUUAGGUGAUAUGAGAUUUUCAAUGAAUAUGAUCAAAAAAUAAACUAUUUACAUUGGAUAUAAAAU